Molecule: messenger RNA, 664 nt
Organism: Mytilus trossulus (common blue mussel)
Lineage: Eukaryota; Metazoa; Mollusca; Bivalvia; Mytilida; Mytilidae
Product: gamma-glutamylcyclotransferase-like
Exons: 4
Coding region: 60-599 (179 amino acids)
Molecular function (GO): gamma-glutamylcyclotransferase activity
Source: RefSeq, a predicted model, not a curated record
AACGCACCUUUAUAUAUACUAAAAUUUAAUUUGAGUUUUGGAAUCUAUACAUGUAUUAAAUGUUAGCAAUGACUACAGAAAAGUUCUUAUAUUUUGCUUAUGGAAGCAACUUACUGAAACAACGUCUUCAACUUAAGAAUCCUACUGCAGUUUACAAAACAACAGCUAAGUUAAUGGAUUUUAGAUUAUCAUUCUUUAUUACGAUAAAUCCGAAAACAUCAAGAUGGAAUGGUGCCGCAGCAACAAUAGCACCUGCUAAAGGAAGUUCUGUAUGGGGAACAGUUUGGGAACUUGGUGUUGAGGACAUACCUUCUUUAGACAGGCAAGAAGGUAUUUACAAAGCUUUAAAUGUUGAUGUGAUAUCCGAAGACCGAAGUCCUCUUACUUGUAGAACUUAUCUAUUGGAACCAACCACUGUCCCUAGUGACUGGGAUAUGAGGCCAUCUCCACAAUAUAUGGAUAUUAUAAUAAGAGGUGCUAUUCAGAGUAAUUUACCAGAGGAAUAUAUCAGUCAACUUAAAAACAUAGAACACAAUAAUUAUGCUGGGUCAGUGAAAGUUUAUGAUGAAGUGUUAAAACUGUUGAACACUAGUUCCUGAUAUUUAAAGAGUUUUUGCUUUGUUUUAGACAAUCGUUUUGGUCAGCAUUUUUGUUAUUUUACAAU